CUUACUCUCUCUAAAAAAAAAUCAAUUAAAUGAUGUUCUUAUAUGGGAGUAUGUUUUGGUGGGACAAGCAACGAAAGGAAUAACCGGUGGUUGAGACGACGUCGUUAAGGCUCUGAUCUCCAUAAGAAGGCAGCAGCAGGAAUCCAUCAAUUCUCCCUGAUCCGCAGCUCACCCCAUAAACAAGGAUUCAUUACUCAACCAAAAUCACACAACGAUGGCGAAACGCUUUGGAUUUGGAUUUUUGGUCUCAUGGUUCCGUAAAAAAAUUGUGGACCCUCUUCACCAAAUCCUUCGCCGGGGAGCCGAGCCCAAGCAGCUGUCAUUCUCCGCUGCGCUCGGAAUCACCUUAGGACUCUUUCCCAUCUGUGGGGUUACUGUGUUUUUAUGCGGGUUAGCUAUUGCGGUACUUGGAUCCCAUUGUCAUGCUCCAACUGUAAUGCUGACUAACUUUAUUGCUACUCCGAUUGAGUUGAGUCUGAUGAUUCCAUUUCUACGAUUUGGUGAAUUCAUUACUGGUGGACCUCAUUUUGCUUUAACUUCUGAUGCUCUUAAGAAAGUGGUCACCGGAAAAGCUUCAUGGGAAGUCCUGCAGAGCAUUUUCCACGCGUUGCUGGGAUGGCUUGUUGCUGCACCAUUUAUUUUUGGAGGCCUCUACGUGUUGUGCUUGCCAUGUUUCAAGAUGUUGGUUUAUAGGUUUGCGGUUGUUCCUUCAAGCCCGAAAAAGCCAAUCACCUCGAUUUCGAGCCCGAGAAAGUCUCCCAACUCCCCCAGUGAAGUCAGGCUAAAGGUCAGGGAUGUAUGACUAUCUGUGAGAAAUGCAAGUGAGCGCUACGGUACGCCAUUGCAAUUGCCAUUGCCAUAAAAAUGGACACACCUUAGAUGUAACAGUUUCAAAACAUUUCUGUACAGGCUGCUAGCAUGUAAAUGUUGUACCCUAUUUUGGCCUACGUGCUGAGAUAUUAAUAUACAAUCUUUAUUUUUUAUG
Salvia miltiorrhiza (redroot sage) is the source of this 985-nucleotide messenger RNA. RefSeq lists its product as uncharacterized. The record is from RefSeq and is a predicted model, not a curated record. Lineage: Eukaryota; Viridiplantae; Streptophyta; Magnoliopsida; Lamiales; Lamiaceae. Gene Ontology annotation, cellular component: intracellular membrane-bounded organelle. Bases 215 to 802 code for a protein of 195 amino acids. The transcript is spliced from 6 exons.